Messenger RNA from Lachancea sp. 'fantastica', 5502 nucleotides. The record is from the annotation of a GenBank genome assembly. NCBI's taxonomy places the organism in Eukaryota, Fungi, Ascomycota, Saccharomycetes, Saccharomycetales, Saccharomycetaceae.
AUGUCCACCCUAGACACUCAAGGAUGGUGUGUUGAAGAAUGGCGCACUUUCCAUGCCCGCUCCACGCCGCAAAAGGGUUUAGACCAGCUUCUAGCCUUGCUAAAUUCGCAGAAAGUGGCGCCUGAGGAUCCAGCCUGGAUUUCGGUGGUCUCACCAGAGCAGCUGACCCAUCAAUGGCGGGUUUUACAGAGUAAACGUGAUAAGCAGCUUCUGCCGCUGUACGGUGUCCCUGUCGCCGUCAAAGAUAACAUUGACGUUGCUGGAUCGUUUACGACGGCAGCGUGUCCGAGCUUUUCGUACGAGCCCACUAGAGAUGCUACGACAGUUUCGCUGUUGAGAGACGCUGGAGCUAUCAUAGUGGGUAAGACCAAUCUGGACCAAUUCGCCACGGGUUUGGUGGGCACCAGGUCGCCCUACGGGAAAACUCCAUGCGUUUUUAGCGACAAACACGUUUCUGGAGGUUCCUCAGCAGGCUCCUCGUCGGUCGUGGCGCGCGGGAUCGUGCCCCUGGCGCUGGGGACCGAUACAGCCGGUUCAGGACGUGUUCCGGCGGCAUUGAAUAAUCUUGUGGGGCUAAAACCCUCCAAGGGUGUCUUUUCGUGCUCAGGUGUUGUACCUGCAUGCAAAUCGCUAGAUUGCGUUUCCGUUUUUGCCUUAAACUUGCGUGACGCCCAAAUUGCAUUCCAAGUAAUGGCCCAUUCAGAUGGUGCGAACGACGAGUACUCGCGUGCCAUGCCAGCUAACCCACUCCAGCAUUACCGCAAGGAUUGUAUUGUGGCUAUACCACAAUCGGUGCCUUGGUUCACAGAAGAAGGACAAGAAACCCCUCGUUUAUACCAACAAGCAGUCGCCAAUUUGAAAGCCACAGGUGCUCAAAUUGUAGAGGUCGAUUUCCAGCCAUUAUUGGAUUUGGCCCGGUGCUUGUACGAGGGUGCUUGGGUCGCAGAACGCUAUGAAGCUACUCGCGACUUCUUGAAGACCAACCCAGAUCCUACCACUUUGGACCCUACUGUAACGACCAUUAUCAAAACCGGAGCCAACUUUGACGCCGCCGAUGCUUUCAGAUAUGAGUACAAGCGUCAAGGAAUUCUACAGAAAGUAACCACGUUACUCGCGGAUAUCGAUGUUCUAUGCGUUCCAACCUGCCCUCUAAACCCAACAUUCGACGAAGUGGCUGCGGAACCAAUCAAAGUCAACUCUCAGCAAGGAACCUGGACUAAUUUUGUUAAUCUUGCAGACAUGGCUGCUCUUGCAGUCCCCGCCGGUUUUCGUAGUGACGGUCUGCCCGUAGGCAUCACAUUGAUCGGCAAGGCUUUCACAGACUACGCUUUACUAGGCCUUGCCUACCGCUAUUUCAAAAAAGCUUUCCCUAAUAAUUCGAGAACUUACGGCCGAUUCACAGACCGUUCAGUCACCACACAAGAUGAGCUGCAAGCUAUUCCGUAUAGCACAGAAGAUUCUAUCAAACUAGCGGUCGUGGGUGCUCAUCUGAAAAACUUGCCGCUACAUUGGCAACUAGAAAAGGUUAAUGCUUCCUACCUAGGAAGUCCCAAGACCUCCCCCAAUUACAGACUUUAUGCUCUACCAAAGACUGGUCCUGUAUUAAAGCCUGGCCUGAGAAGAGUAACUGACGACGGUAAAGGCGCCCAGAUUCAACUUGAGGUUUAUAGCGUCCCCAAAGACCAAUUCGGCACAUUUAUUGCCAUGGUUCCAGAACCUUUAGGAAUCGGCUCAGUUGAGCUCGAGUCAGGAGAGUGGGUCAAGUCGUUCAUCUGCGAAGAAUUUGGAUAUCAACAAAAGGGCACCGUAGAUAUCACCAAGUAUGGUGGGUUCAAGGCUUAUGUCGAGGAACAGUCUUUGGAAGCCGCCAAAGCCAUUAAACCUUUUGAGACUGUCUUGGUUGCUAACAGAGGUGAAAUUGCCGUGCGCAUUAUCAAGACUUUAAAAAAGCUCAAGAUUAAAUCGGUCGCAGUUUAUUCCGACCUAGACAAGUUUUCCCAGCACGUCACUGAUGCCGACGUUGCUAUCAACUUGAAAGGUCAUACCGCUGCUGAGACGUACCUAGACAUUGAUAAAAUUAUCAACGCCGCCCAUCAAACAGGUGCACAAGCCAUCAUCCCAGGCUAUGGAUUUCUAUCCGAAAAUGCCGACUUUUCGGAUAGAUGUGCAAAUGAGGGUAUCAACUUCGUCGGUCCUGCAGGUGACGCAAUUAGAAAACUGGGCCUGAAGCACUCCGCCAGAGAGAUCGCAAAAGAAGCCGGCGUACCAUUAGUUCCUGGAUCAGGACUGGUAAGCACAUCACAGGAAGCAAAGAAAAUUGCUGCAGAGCUAGAGUACCCCAUAAUGGUAAAAUCCACUGCCGGUGGCGGUGGAAUUGGUCUACAAAAGGUUGACUCUGAAAAGGACAUUGAAAGGGUCUUCGAGACCGUACAGCACCAGGGAAAGGCCUACUUUGGCGACUCCGGCGUAUUCCUGGAGAGAUUUGUUGAGAAUGCUAGACAUGUUGAGAUUCAAAUGAUGGGUGAUGGUAAGGGUAAAGCAAUCGCUAUUGGCGAACGUGACUGUUCUCUGCAGCGUAGAAACCAGAAGGUUAUCGAAGAAACUCCUGCUCCAAAUUUGAGCGAAAAGACUAGACAAAGGAUGCGCACAGCAUCUGAAAAGCUAGGAGCUUUAUUGAAAUACAAGUGUGCUGGUACUGUUGAGUUUAUCUAUGAUGAAGCGAGAGACGAAUUUUACUUUCUAGAGGUCAAUGCCAGACUACAAGUUGAGCAUCCAAUUACCGAAAUGGUCACUGGUUUAGACCUUGUUGAGUGGAUGUUAUUGAUUGCUGCAGGCACCCCCCCUGACUUCGAAAAUACAAAUAUUACUGUCCAGGGCGCUUCUAUUGAAGCUCGCCUCUACGCAGAAAACCCUGUCAAAGAUUUUAGACCCUCUCCAGGUCAAUUGACGGACGUCAAAUUUCCAGACUGGGCUAGAGUCGACACAUGGGUAUCUAAGGGUACAACUGUCUCAGCCGAAUACGACCCGACUUUGGCAAAAAUCAUUGUUCAUGGUAAGGAUCGCGAUGAUGCAAUUCAGAAAUUGAACCAAGCGUUGAAUGAAACCGCCAUUUAUGGAUGUAUCACCAAUAUUGAUUACCUGAGAUCGAUUGCUUCUUCUGAAAUGUUUAAAACUGCGAAAGUUGCAACAAAGGUUUUAGAUUCUUAUGAUUACAGACCCUCUGCCUUCGAAAUGCUUACACCAGGUGCAUAUACCACUGUACAGGAUUAUCCAGGUAGAGUUGGCCACUGGAGAAUCGGUGUUCCACCAUCUGGUCCUAUGGACUCCUAUUCCUUUAGACUCGCUAAUCGAAUUGUAGGAAACCACUACAAAACUCCAGGUAUUGAAAUUACUCUAAACGGGCCCAAGAUAGUUUUUCACACAGAUGUGGUCAUUGCACUUACUGGUGGCACAGCUCCUUGCACUGUCAACGACCAGCCCAUUGAGCAAAAUAUACCCAUUUACAUCAAGAGAGGUGAUCAACUAGCUGUCGGUAAGUUGACUAAAGGGUGCCGUAUGUAUUUGGCUAUCAGGGGUGGUAUCGAUGUCCCCGAAUAUCUUGGAUCAAGAUCCACUUUUGCAUUGGGAAAUAUGGGAGGCUAUAAUGGAAGAGUCUUGAAGUUAGGAGAUGUCCUAUUUUUGAAUCAACCCGAGCUUCCUUCCUCCUCAAUGCCCGCACCCGAAUACGAACCAAGCAACGCGCCCACUGAUAUGAUUCCAGUUAUAAGCGAAACGAAAAUAUGGCAGAUCGGUGUCACCUGCGGGCCCCAUGGCUCUCCUGACUUUUUCAAGCCCGAGUCCAUCGAGGACUUUUUUAGUGAGAAAUGGAAGGUUCAUUACAACUCUAACAGAUUUGGUGUUAGACUCAUCGGUCCAAAGCCAAAGUGGGCUAGAACUGACGGUGGUGAAGGAGGGCUCCAUCCAUCUAACGCUCACGAUUACGUGUACUCUAUGGGUGCUAUCAAUUUCACUGGUGAUGAACCCGUCAUCAUCACAUCUGAUGGUCCAUCCUUAGGUGGCUUUGUUUGCCAAGCUGUUGUUCCUGAGGGCGAGCUGUGGAAGGUCGGCCAAGUGAAGCCUGGCGACUCUAUUCAAUUUGUUCCUAUCUCUUAUGACUCCGCUAGGUUUUUAAAGGAGUCUCAAGAUAAGGCAAUUCUCGCUUUUGAGAAUGGUAUUUUGAAGACGUUGGUUUCUGAUCUUAUCUUGCCGACCUACGAAAAUCCCAUCUUGGCGCAGGUAGAGAAAAAGUCGGACUUCUCGCCAAAGGUGACUUUCCGUCAGGCUGGCGACCGUUAUAUUUUGAUCGAGUACGGUGCGAAUCAAAUGGAUUUGAAUCUUUCAUACCGUGUUAACAGAUUGAUAAGCCUAGUCGAGAAAAAUAAGACAGUUGGAAUCGUUGAAAUGUCUCAGGGUGUGCGUUCGGUUUUGGUAGAAUUUAAUGGCUACGAGGUGACUCAAAAGAAAUUAUUGGAAGCUCUACUUGCCUACGAGAAGGAGAUAAAGUUUGACAAUCAUUGGUCGAUCAAAUCGAAAGUGUUCAAGUUACCGCUUGCUUUUGAAGACUCUGAGACGUUAGGUUGUGUGACGCGUUACCAAGAAACCAUUCGUGCCAAAGCCCCUUGGCUGCCUAACAACGUGGAUUUCAUCGCAGACAUCAAUGGCAUUACUCACAAAGCUGUUGAAGACAUGUUGUAUAGUGCUAGGUUCCUGGUUUUGGGUUUGGGUGACGUUUUUCUCGGCGCCCCAUGUGCCGUUCCCUUAGACCCCCGUCACAGACUACUUGGGUCAAAGUACAAUCCUUCUAGAACAUACACAAAGAACGGAACUGUCGGUAUUGGUGGGAUGUACAUGUGUAUCUACGCAAUGGACUCUCCUGGCGGCUACCAACUGGUGGGUCGAACCAUACCAAUUUGGGAUAAAUUAAAACUUGGAGCUCACUCCUCUGAGCACCCAUGGAUGCUCACUCCGUUCGACCAAGUUGAAUUCUACCCUGUGAGUGAAGAGGAGCUGAAUAAAUUUACCGAAGAGUGUGAAAAUGGUCAAUUCCCUGUACAGGUUGAGGACAGCAUCUUCGACCAUAAGCGUUAUUUGCAGUGGAUUUCAGAAAAUAGUGAGUCAAUUGAGGGAUUCCAGAGAUCUAUUGGUGGAGAGAAGGCGGAGGAGUUUUCGAGACUAAUGCAAAAGUCCAACGAGGAACUUGAAAGCUCCAUUUCAACUGUGGCUGUUGAAGAGGAAGAGUUCCCAGAAGACGCAGAGAUGGUGUAUUCCGAAUAUUCAGGUAGAUUCUGGAAGUCACUGGUUUCUGUGGGGGAUUCAGUCAAGGCGGGUGACUCUCUGAUUGUCGUUGAGGCUAUGAAAACUGAAAUGGUUGUUUCAGCGCCAAAGGAUGGAAAGAUCUUUAAGAUCAAACACAAGAACGGUGACAUGGUUGAUGCGGGUGAUAUCGUUGUAAUUAUUCAAUGA